Messenger RNA from Pyrus x bretschneideri (Chinese white pear), 849 nucleotides. RefSeq names its product protein ALP1-like. The annotation marks the transcript as partial. The transcript has a single exon. The record is from RefSeq and is a predicted model, not a curated record. NCBI's taxonomy places the organism in Eukaryota, Viridiplantae, Streptophyta, Magnoliopsida, Rosales, Rosaceae.
CGUCGUUUUAGAAUGGAACGACAUUUGUUCAACAAAAUCAUGAUUGCUGUUUGCAACCAUGAUUCUUAUUUUGUGCAAAAAAAAGAUGCUUUUGGUGCUAUGGGUCUACUGCCGGAGCAAAAAAUUACUGCUGCCUUGCGGAUGCUUGCAUAUGGAGCAUCUGCAGACCAAGUGGAUGAGAUAACGAGGAUGGGGCAAUCAACCAUUCUUGAGUCCCUGAUGAGGUUUUGCGGAGCAAUCGAAUCUAUCUACACCGCUGAGUACCUCCGCAAACCCACACACAUGGACUUGGAGCGGCUGUUGAAGAAGGCGGAGAUGCGUGGCUUUCCUGGGAUGAUUGGAAGCAUUGAUUAUAUGCACUGGACGUGGAAAAACUGUCCAAGUGCAUGGCAAGGCGCUUACGGGGACAGAAAAGGGGCAAAAAGUAUCAUUCUGGAGGCGGUGGCAUCUUUUGAUACAUGGAUUUGGCACGCCUUUUUCGGGGUCCCGGGAGCUCAAAAUGACAUCAACGUCCUUGCCCAAUCCCCAGUGUUCAACGAUGUCCUGCAAGGAAAGGCACCAAAAGUUACAUAUGAGGUCAACGGACGUAUGUACGACGGGCCAUACUACCUAGCUGACGGCAUCUACCCGCGCUGGUCAACAUUUGUCAAAACAGUGCCACGUCCGCGGAGUGCGAAGGAAAAACACUUUGCAAGCUGUCAAGAGGGGUGCAGGAAGGAUGUGGAGCGUUGUUUUGGUAUCCUCCAAGCUCGCUGGGCGAUCGUCAGGGGUGCGGCCAGAUUGUUUGAUGUAGAGUCGCUUCGAUCCAUCAUGAUGACGUGCAUCAUUCUUCACAACAUGAUUGUGGAA